Paralichthys olivaceus (Japanese flounder) is the source of this 2051-nucleotide messenger RNA. RefSeq names its product radical S-adenosyl methionine domain containing 1 (gene rsad1). Gene Ontology annotation, cellular component: mitochondrion; cytoplasm. The record is from RefSeq and is a predicted model, not a curated record. NCBI's taxonomy places the organism in Eukaryota, Metazoa, Chordata, Actinopteri, Pleuronectiformes, Paralichthyidae. Gene Ontology annotation, molecular function: coproporphyrinogen oxidase activity; 4 iron, 4 sulfur cluster binding. Gene Ontology annotation, biological process: porphyrin-containing compound biosynthetic process.
CACAGCGCCCCUGUGUGGUCAAACAUCGCGGCGCAUACAGAGGAAACCACGUUGACGUAUUUCCUGUUUACAGUGUCCAGUUUGGAUCCACGCGACAUUGACAGCAAACAACGUAAUCGGCGACUUUGUGGUUACUUUGGCCACGUGGUUGUCAUAGAAACGUGUGAUGAUCGGAGAUGAUGGAGUCAGGCGCGUGCAGUGAGGAACCACGUGUUCGAGCGAUGAAGGACAAACUGGAUGUGAAGUGACGAGUCUGGAGAAAGAGAUGAAUCCUGUCACCAGAACCAUCGGACUCACGUUUCCUGCGGUCAGACGCGCCCUCUCCUCCGCUCCGCGCCUCCUGUCUGGUGGACAAGUAAUUGAGGACGUGUUUGAAGGAUCAGGAUCUCCAGCUCUCACAGGGCAGGCGUCUCUCUACGUGCACUGGCCUUACUGCCUCAGGAGAUGUCCCUACUGCAACUUUAACAAGUACAUACCCAGAGAGGACAACCACCACAUCAUGACUGAGUGCCUGCAGCGGGAGGCCGAGACGCUGCUGCAGCUCAGUCAGGCGUCCAGCAUCACCUCUGUGUUUUUUGGCGGCGGGACCCCCAGCCUGACGCACCCAUCGACCAUCGCCGCCAUCCUCGAAACUGUCUCCAGGCAGGUGAAUCUGUCAGAUGAGGCCGAGGUCACGCUCGAGGUCAACCCCACUCCUGCAGCAAUGUCAAAGUUGGAGGAUUACUGCCGAGCCGGGGUGAACCGCUUCUCCAUCGGUGUCCAGUCUUUGCAGGAUGAUGAUUUGAAAAUUCUGGGAAGAGACCACAGUUCCCAUCAGGCUUUGCUAACCAUUGAGGAGGCCCGGAGGCUGUGCCCGGGGAGGGUGUCGGUAGAUGUCAUGUUCGGACGCCCCAAACAGAGCGUUGAAUCCUGGGAGGAAGAGUUGUCUGAGCUGCUGAGGGUGUGCGACAACCACGUGUCUCUGUACCAGCUGACUCUGGAGCGAGGCACCCAGAUGUUCAAACUGGUGCAACAAGGGGAAGUGACGGUUCCUGCUGACGACGUGACGGCGGAGAUGUACCAGUUCGCCAGGAGGACUCUCCACCAGAAUGGCUUCCUGCAGUACGAAGUGUCGAACUUUGCAAGAAGUAAUGCAGUGAGUCAUCACAAUGUGACCUACUGGAAAGGAAGACAGUACAUCGGCGUCGGCCCAGGAGCACACGGCCGCUUUGUUCCUCUCGGGGAGGGAGGUGUCGCUCGGGAGGCACGGACCCAGACUCUUGAGCCUGACGUGUGGAUUCGUGAAGUCCGACAUAAUGGACACGGGACGCGUAGGAGGGUUCAGCUCAGCCAUCUUGAACUAUUGGAGGAGGUGCUAGUGAUGGGGAUGAGAAUGACAGAGGGCAUCGAUCAGGAGCACUGGGAGAUGUUCAGCCCUCAGCUGGGACUCCAUGAAGUCUUUGGCACAUCCACCGAUGUCCAAGAGUUGCUACAGAGUGGACGACUGAUUCUCGAUGACAGAGGCCUGCGCUGCUCCUGGGACGGACUGGCCUUACUGGACAGCAUACUGCCAUCUCUACUGGUUGAGCUACAAACACAAAUCCUCCAGGGGCCACAAGUGCUGAUGGACAAACACUGAAGACAUCCAACCCACAAUGACAGUAAUGUUAAUGGAGCAGAUGAUCUAAACAUAACUAUUUAUCUUGUGGUUACUGCUGGGCAAUAAAACAAUAUCAAUAAUUAUUACAAUAUGACUUUCAUUAAUAUAUAGCAAUGGUAGAAUAUAUUUUAAUAUACACACGCAUUGUUCAAGGUCAGAGAGGAGGUAUACAUACUGCACUAUUGAUCUACCUCAGAUAUGUAAAAUGUGUUUGUCAUUAAAUAAAAAAAGGGUUUAAAACCACAACCUGUACUCAAUAUUGACUAAUAUGAAAAUGAGAAUCUUUAUAUAAUUUCUGGUCAUUGUUUGCAGCCCUUGUUGUGGUGCAUAAGACAUUGUUAUGAAUGCCUGUUCAUUCUUCAUUGUAUGUCUGUAUUGACAAUGCUCUUUGUAAAUACAUCUGCUGAAUAUA